Toxoplasma gondii ME49 is the source of this 1545-nucleotide messenger RNA. RefSeq names its product cytidine and deoxycytidylate deaminase zinc-binding region domain-containing protein. Lineage: Eukaryota; Apicomplexa; Conoidasida; Eucoccidiorida; Sarcocystidae. The record is from RefSeq and is a predicted model, not a curated record. Bases 1 to 1545 code for a protein of 514 amino acids. Gene Ontology annotation, molecular function: hydrolase activity; zinc ion binding. The transcript has 11 exons.
AUGGUUGUUCUGGGCCUGGUGGGGCCGCUGCAGAGCGGCAAGCGUUCCGUGGCGAAGAUUCUCGAAGAAGACUUUAGCUUCAAGAUCCUUUACUUGUCUUGCGUGCCGCCUGUCUCGUCUGCCUCCGGCGUGUUUCCUGCUUCUUGUCCUCUCCGCUCCGCACAGCACCCGCCCUGCCUCUUCGAUUCCGUCUCUCCUUCUCCCAGAGAAGGCGGACGGAUCCCCGCCGAGGAGAAGAGACGUCCGAGUCACCUGCUGUCUCCGUCUGCCUCCAAUGGACGAAGCUCUUCUCCACCGGAUGUACGCACACCUCGGCUUCCCCACACCCAGCUCCUGGUCUCUUCGAGCCGCGGAGCUUCUGAGUCUUCUGGAGGCGAGGUGACCAGCUCAGACGCAGACCGAGUCUCUGAAGAAGAGAGAAAAACGUUUUAUCCAGCUGGAUCCUGUGGGGCCAACGGCUGCUCUCACCAGGUUCUCAGCGUCUCGGCAACCAGGGAUCGACCUUUUCCGCGCACUGUGGACGCUCCAGAGUCUCUCGCCUGUGUGAGCGAAGAGAAGAGAUACGACAGUGCUCGUCAAGAGGGCAAGGCGGCUGAAGCGUCUACUGCCCGGCCUCCGGAGUCCAGGGCGAGUUCCGGUUCUCAGUCUCCAGACGCUUCUUUUUUGUCCUUCUCCGACCCAGAACAAAUCGUUGAUUUUGUCACGAGCCGGUGGCGAGAGAACUUCGUGGUCCUGGGCAUUUCCCGACUGGAGGAAGUGAGAGUGCUGCGGAAGCGGCCGUUCUUCGCCCUGGUCGCCGUCGACGCGCCGCUGGGCGUGCGACUCGCUCGGAUGCGAGCGAAAGCGGGAUUGGCGUUCUCGAUGGAAGAAAUGAUUGCUCGAGAAGACCAGCUCUGCUUUCGGCCCAGCCAGUCUGGCGCCAAUUCCCCUGCGGCCGCCGGCGUGGAUGGCGUUCGAGUCUGCAUGGCUGUCGCGGAUGUUCACUUGAUGGCCGACGGAUGCAGCAGUCUUCUCCGCCAGAAAAUCGCGUCUGCUGGAUUUCUUUGUGAAGAGCUCGUUCGACCUUCCUGGGAUACAUAUUUUAUGCGUCUUACCUUUUUGGCCUCUACGCGGUCAAACUGCAUGAAACGCCGGGUCGGAGCGAUCGUUGCGCGAGGCAAUCGGGUAAUCGCUACUGGGUACAACGGCACUCCCUCGCAAGCAGCGAACUGUAACGCAGGCGGCUGUGCAAGGUGCAACGACCCGAGUGUGUCUCAGGGGAGAGCCCUCGAGGCUUGCGAGUGUAUCCAUGCAGAGGCGAACGCUCUGUUGGAGGCAGGUCGAGACCGCGCGAUGAACGGCACGCUCUACGUCACCUGCCUGCCGUGUCUGGGGUGCGCUAAGCUCGUCGUUCAGUCCGCAAUUCGAACGGUGGUGUAUGCGGAAGAGUACGACGAUAAAAGUGGCGCUCUUGACCUUCUCACCCGGAUGGGGGUCAGCGUGAGACGGUUCGCGGACGACCACCCGGGAGUGCCCGGCAUGACCGUCGCCGUGAAGAGCUUUUAA